Messenger RNA from Parnassius apollo (apollo), 360 nucleotides. Lineage: Eukaryota; Metazoa; Arthropoda; Insecta; Lepidoptera; Papilionidae. The record is from the annotation of a GenBank genome assembly.
AUGACAUUUUUCGCGUUUAAUAUCGCCACCCAAAUUGCGAACGCUGACACCUCUGCUACCCAAAGUGCACGAGUUACUAAAGCCGAAGCCCGUGCUAGACAAGCCAAAUCUAUUAAGAACGCUGAAGCUUUAAACGCUGGACGUCCUGCCAACUUGCAGAAGCCGCAAGCCGCUGCAUGGAAGUAUGCUAUAUUUACGGAAGCCGCAAGAAGAGCAGCAGCCGCAAGUGCUCUUGAAAUGGCUCGUGCUGCAGAAGCACUGCGCAUCGCUGAAGCUAACAUUUUACGCUAUAAUACAAAAAAGAAAUCAUUAUAUGAAACAAAACAACAUUUAGUAAACAUCUAUUUUACUAUUGCCUGA